AUGCAAGUGCUGUGCCUGCUGCUGCCCUGUGCUGCAGAGGGGAGGCUGGAGGAUGGAGACAGCCGCUGUGCUGGGAGAGUGGAGGUGAAACACCAGGGCCAAUGGGGGACUGUUGAUGACUGGGAAAUGGAAUAUGUUGCUGUAGUUUGUAAGCAGCUGGACUGUGGAUCUGCUCUCCAAGCCACUCAGUGCGGAUAUUUUGGGUCAGGAUCUGGCCCAAUUUGGCUGUACUCUCUAUUGCUGCUGCUCUCCCUGGGGAAAGUCCCAGGAUUUGUUCAGCUGGUUGGAGGGAACAGCCCCUGUUCAGGACAUGUGGAGAUCAGAGAUGGAGACCAGUGGAAAACAGUCUGUGACUUACACUUUAGUGUGAAAGCUGCAAAUGUCAUCUGUAGGGAUCUGUAGUGUGGCAUAGCCCUGUCUGUCCAUGACGGAGCUCACUUUGGAGAAGGGGUUGGUCCCGUCUGGGAUGGAGAGCUGCAGAUUCAGGCUGGUGAAUGGCAGCGUGGAGUGUUCAGGACGAGUGGAGAUCGAGGUGGAAGGGACCUGGGGUGUGACUCUGACUGGGAUAUCUCCGAUGCUCAUGUUCUCUGUCAUCAACUUAACUGUGGAUUUGCUAAGUCCAUUCCUGCAGGAGGGCACUCUGGGAGAGAAACAGGCCCUGUCUGGAGAGACACUUUCCACUGUAAUGGGACUGAAUCCCAUUUGGGACAGUGCCCUUUGACUGCUCUGGGGGACUGCGAGCCCCUGACAGACGGGUUUCUCCUGUGUGCAGAGAGCCAGCAGGUGCGGCUGGUGCACAGGGCAGGGCGCUGUGCUGGAAGAGUGGAGAUCUUCUGCAACGGCACCUGGGGGAUCGUCUGUGAUGACUCCCGGGACCUGCUGGAUACCACCAUUGUUUGCCACCAGCUAGGCUGUGAGGUGGCUGUGAAUUUCACUGGCUCUGCUCAUCACGGGGAAGGUUCUGGGCAGAUCUGGCUGGAUGACGUGAAUGGCUCCAGGGAUGAAGCUGCUCUCUGGGACUGGCCGGCCAGGCCCUGGGGGUAGCACAACUGCAGGCACAAAGAGGACGCAGGAGUCAUCUGCUCAGAGUCCAUAGCCCUGAGGCUGGAGAACAGUGAUGGCUGCUCUGGGCGCCUGCAAGUUUUGUACAACGGGACAUGGAGGAGUGUUUGCUCCAACUCGAUGACUCUGAGUACCGUGUCUCUGGUGUGCAAACAGCCGGGCUUUGGAGAUGGAGGAUUCCUUGAAACAGGCCUGCCAUGUGGCAAGACCCUCCCAACUACACCAGCGACACGGAGGCUUCUGUGUUCUCCAGAGAUGGAGAAGAUUUGUGUUGUGGGAGGAGAUGAUGGCUGCUCAGGAAGAGUGGACGUUUGGCACAACAGUACCUGGGAGACGGUGUGCCAUGCCUCCUGGGCCAUGAAGGAUGCCAAGGUGGCCUGCAGGCAGCUGGGUUGCGGUCCUACCAUGUCUGCCCUGGGAGGGCCUGUGUUUGGGGAGGGGUCUUGGCUGCAGCAAGUGGAGUGCGGAGGGACGGAAUGGUCUCUCUGGGACUGCAAAGUGCAGUGUGGGAACAGCGGUGCCUGCCAGCACAAGGAAGAUGCUGCUGUGACGUGCUCCGGCUCUAGGAGGUCUCUGGAGCCCUUCUCUGAGGUUGUGUACCAGGAGAUCGACUACAGACAGAUGUGGGAGAAGCAGGGGGAUGUUGUACAGGGGGGUGCCUUUGACCAUCCUUAA
Molecule: messenger RNA, 1737 nt
Organism: Tinamus guttatus (white-throated tinamou)
Lineage: Eukaryota; Metazoa; Chordata; Aves; Tinamiformes; Tinamidae
Source: RefSeq, a predicted model, not a curated record